Molecule: messenger RNA, 1418 nt
Organism: Triticum aestivum (bread wheat)
Lineage: Eukaryota; Viridiplantae; Streptophyta; Magnoliopsida; Poales; Poaceae
Product: DNA-(apurinic or apyrimidinic site) endonuclease, chloroplastic
Exons: 7
Coding region: 499-1203 (234 amino acids)
Biological process (GO): base-excision repair
Cellular component (GO): nucleus
Molecular function (GO): phosphoric diester hydrolase activity; double-stranded DNA 3'-5' DNA exonuclease activity; endonuclease activity
Source: RefSeq, a predicted model, not a curated record
UUUAGCAUGCCCAAAGAGGGGGGAAAGGUGUUAAACCCAGGGAUCGUCUUCCCCCUCUUCUCUCCCCCUGCCCUCCACCUGCGAACCCGGCGGCGUCAUCUGCUAACCCUCGCCAGGACGGCGGCGCUCCGUGCCACUUCUCGACGACUUUUUUGGAAUCAGGCAAAGAUGACGAGCAAGCAGGAGCCCUGGACUCGACUUUCCCACAGUAAGAAGUUACCAGGAUGGGUCGCGUACAAUCCAAAGACCAUGAGGCCUCCACCAUUGAGCGGCGAUACCAAGCAAAUGAAGAUUCUAUCCUGGAAUGUCAAUGGGCUGAGAAAUAUUGUACAGUCAGGAGGUUUCUUUUCUGCAUUGGCUCAGAGGGAGAAUUUUGAUGUGUUGUGUCUUCAAGAGACACAUUUGAAGGCAAGUUUUCUUUGUUUCCACCAGUUCAUUUUCACCUUACAGCGCUCCCUAGCUUCAUCUUUUCAUAGGUCCUAGGUUGUGCCACCUGACAUGGUGGAUUUCAGGUAUUUCAGUGUGAUGAAUGUGUUUUUGUUCUGUUUUCCGGAGGGUGAUGUUAAAGAUUUCAUGAACCUGAUACCAGGGUAUGAGUAUAAUUAUUGGUCAUGCAGUGUCGCGAGGCUUGACUAUUCAGGGACUGGAGUAAUUUCACGGGUAAAACCAAUCUCUGUCCAAUAUGGAAUUGGCAUAGCUGAACAUGAUCAGGAGGGCAGGGUUAUUACUUUGGAGUUUGAGAACUUCUACUUGGUGAAUGCUUAUGUCCCAAAUUCUGGCCGUGGUUUACGUAGAUUGGUUUACAGGGUUGAUAACUGGGAUCCAUCUUUCGCCGACUUUGUCGAAAAACUGGAAAGUUUCAAGCCAGUAAUUGUUUGUGGUGAUCUCAACUGUGCUCGUCAGAGUAUUGACAUUCACAAUCCUCCAGCCAAAACUGAAGAUGCAGGUUUCACCGAAGAAGAGAGGGAAUCAUUCCAGAUAAACUUUGAUAUGAGAGGCUUCGUUGAUACCUUCAGAAAGCAGCAUCCCAAGGCUGUGGGUUACACCUUCUGGGGUGAAAAUCAGCGGCGCAACAACAAAGGUUGGCGGCUGGAUUACUUUCUUGCGUCAGGAUCCAUCAUCGACAGGGUCCAUGAUUCGUACAUCCUCCCGGACGUGACAUCCAGCGACCACAGUCCAAUUGGCCUUGUGCUCAAGCUCUAGGCACCCUCAGUUGUUGCUGGGGAAAUGCUUCGUCAGGCUGAAACGUUUGCAUAGUCAGUUUUUCCGUGGAUUUUGUACUUGAAGGAUCUACCUAGAGUAAUCUGUCAAUGUUCUGCAGAGGUCUUGCGUAUCUGUUAUCUUACCAUGUCACUAGAAUAUAUGUGCUCAUUAAACUUUUGCAAUGUGAAUGGAUUCUAAACUGGAGCUUGCUUUUA